GAAGCAUUAUAAGAUGAAAACUAAAGGCGCUACCGCAGUGGGAAUUGACCUGGGCACGACCUACUCGUGCGUGGGUGUGUUCCAGCAUGGCAAGGUCGAGAUCAUCGCCAACGACCAGGGCAACAGGACAACUCCUUCGUACGUCGCCUUCACCGACACUGAAAGGCUCAUCGGUGACCCCGCCAAAAACCAAGUCGCACUCAAUCCAAUUAACACAGUUUUUGACGCCAAAAGGCUCAUUGGCCGUAAAUAUCACGACCAAACUGUCUCCAGUGACAUGAAACACUGGCCAUUCAAAGUUAUUGAUGUUGAUGGAAAACCUAAAAUCAAGGUGGAAUACAAAAACGAAAACAAGACCUUCAGUCCUGAAGAAAUAUCGUCCAUGGUUCUGAUGAAGAUGAAAGAAAUCGCCGAAGCCUACCUGGGAGGUGCUGUAAAAGACGCAGUAAUUACCGUACCUGCUUACUUCAACGACUCUCAACGCCAAGCAACCAAGGAUGCUGGCGCCAUUGCUGGCCUCAACGUCCUCAGGAUUAUCAACGAGCCAACAGCUGCAGCCAUCGCCUACGGUCUCGACAAAAAGGGCAGCACAGCAGGUGAAAGAAAUAUUCUAAUAUUUGAUUUGGGCGGCGGAACUUUUGAUGUCUCCAUCCUGUCCAUCGAUGAUGGCAUUUUUGAAGUGAAAGCAACUGCCGGAGAUACUCACCUUGGAGGAGAAGAUUUCGACAACCGUCUAGUUAACCAUCUUGCGCAGGAGUUCAAGCGGAAGCACAAAAAAGAUAUUUCUGAGAACAAGCGAGCUUUGCGACGAUUGAGGACAGCCUGUGAACGAGCGAAGAGAACCCUAUCCUCCUCUGCACAAGCCAGCAUUGAGAUCGACUCUCUUUUCGAAGGCAUUGAUUUCUACACAUCCAUCACUCGCGCCCGAUUCGAAGAAAUGUGCUCUGACCUCUUCAGAGGUACACUCGAUCCCGUUGAGAAAGCACUAAGAGAUGCGAAAAUGGACAAAGGACAGAUCCAUGAGAUAGUAUUGGUUGGAGGUUCUACUCGUAUCCCUAAAAUUCAAAAGCUGUUGCAGGACUUCUUCAACGGCAAGGAGUUGAACAAAUCAAUCAACCCUGACGAAGCUGUAGCUUACGGCGCCGCUGUUCAAGCCGCAAUUCUCAGUGGUGAUAAAUCGGAAGCUGUCCAGGAUCUGCUUCUUCUCGAUGUUGCCCCUCUGUCGUUGGGGCUUGAAACUGCUGGAGGCGUCAUGACUGCUCUCAUCAAGCGUAACACUACCAUUCCUACUAAGCAGACUCAAACUUUCACCACCUACUCCGACAACCAGCCCGGUGUGCUCAUCCAGGUUUACGAAGGCGAGCGCGCCAUGACCAAAGACAACAACCUCCUCGGCAAGUUCGAGCUCACAGGCAUCCCUCCUGCCCCUCGGGGCGUGCCUCAGAUUGAGGUCACGUUUGAUAUCGACGCCAAUGGCAUCUUGAACGUAUCUGCUGUCGACAAGUCCACCGGCAAGGAAAACAAGAUCACCAUCACCAACGACAAAGGUCGCCUCAGCAAGGAGGAGAUCGAGAAGAUGGUACAAGACGCUGAAAAGUUCAAAGAUGAAGAUGAUAAGCAAAAGGAGAAAAUUUCAGCUAAAAAUUCAUUAGAGUCUUAUUGCUUUAAUAUGAAAUCAACUCUUGAAGACGACAAAUUGAAAGAUAAAAUUCCUGAAAAUGAUCGUGAGAAAGCACUGAACGCGUGUAGCGAUGCCCUCAAAUGGCUGGACGCUAACCAUCUGGCAGAAAAGGAAGAAUUCGAAGAUAAGCAGCAGGAAGUGGAGAAAGUGUGCGCUCCCUUGAUCAGCAAGCUGUAUGGGGCAACUGGUGGACCGAUGCCUGGGGGACCAAGUGCGCCCGCGGGUGGACCAACUAUCGAGGAAGUGGAUUAGGUUAUGAAAAAAUACUAGACUUCAA
Messenger RNA from Hyalella azteca, 1958 nucleotides. RefSeq names its product heat shock 70 kDa protein-like. The transcript has a single exon. Gene Ontology annotation, biological process: protein refolding; cellular response to unfolded protein. The record is from RefSeq and is a predicted model, not a curated record. Bases 14 to 1933 code for a protein of 639 amino acids. Gene Ontology annotation, molecular function: misfolded protein binding; ubiquitin protein ligase binding; ATP binding. NCBI's taxonomy places the organism in Eukaryota, Metazoa, Arthropoda, Malacostraca, Amphipoda, Hyalellidae. Gene Ontology annotation, cellular component: cytoplasm; vesicle; blood microparticle.